AUGCAUCCCAGUAGGCAGACGGUACUGAUGGCGCAGGCUCGUCAAGCGGCUACGUUUGACUCUAUGCUCUUGACGCACAUCAUCUAUGACGGAGAGGAGAACGUUUCCUCCCGCCGUGCAGCCCUCGCUCGCGUCGAAUCGACCCUGGGCAUAACCGACAACAUGAAGCUUCCCCACCUCCACACUGGCCUCGACCGGAGGGAGCAAUACCUGGAGGGCCUGCGCCGCGGCCGGGCCAUCGUCACCGACAUGUUACAGCACGACCACACCCACUUCGUCAACCUGACCGAGCGCAGCCAACUCGCCAACGCCACACCAUUCGGCCUGAACUUCCUCAUGUUCCGCCGCACAAUCAAUCUCCAGGGCACCGCUGAACAGAAACGGUACUGGCUGCCGUUGAUCGAUCGCAUGGAGAUCAACGGUUGCUACGCGCAGACGGAGCUGGGACACGGCAGCCACGUCCGUGGCAUGGAGACCACGGCGACCUUCGACUCAGCCACGGGAGAAUUCAUCCUCAAUUCUCCGACGGUAACCGCGACGAAGUUCUGGCCCGGGGGCCUGGGAAUCAGCUGCUCGCACGCAGUAGUUGCAGCCAGACUGGAGACCAGGGGAGUGGACCAUGGCGUGCAUUGGUUUGUCGUCCAGAUUCGCAAUCUUUCUGACUUCACCCCCCUAAAGGGAGUGACGCUGGGAGAUGUAGGCCAGAAGAUGGCGUAUAACGGUACGUGCAAUGGCUAUGCCCACUUCAAUGACCUGCGUGUCCCAAGAAGUAGUCUGCUGGCGGCGCAUGCACGGGUGCUACCAGACGGGGCAUAUGUGCGAAACGAGGCAGGAUCUCAGGAAACCUUUGCGAAACAGAGUUAUGCGACAAUGCUGGAGGUGCGGCGGGUGGUGAUCCAUUGGGCGGCGUUCGGGUUGGCGCAGCCUCUGACCGUCGCGACGCGGUAUGCAGUGGUGCGCGAGCAGGGCGCUCCCACGUUCUCCUCAUCUACCUGCCCCGAAGUCUCCAUUCUCGCCUACAAGUCGCAGCAUCAACGGUUAUUGUCGCUCAUCUCUCAGGCGUAUGCUAUCCUGUUUGCCUCGAAGGAGUUUGACGACCGGUUCGAAGAGUAUCAGCAGGAGAAGAGAGAAGGGAAGCUCGGUCGCUUAUCCUUUAUCCAUGCUGUGAGCGCCGGGCUGAAAGCCUGGGCCACACAGGCUGUUGCUGCGGGCGCGGAAGAGGCGCGCAAGAUGUGUGGAGGACAUGGAUACCUCGUAAUCUCAGGGCUACCGGAUAUGGUGGCAACGGCGUGUGCAGCGGCGACCUUCGAGGGGGAGAAUUAUGUCAUGUGGCAGCAAACGUUGCGCUACAUGUUCAAGCAGGUUGGCGCUAUUCAAGCAGGAAGGACGGUGGACUCCGACAUGAUUGAGUCUCUCUCGGGAUACCAGCAAUGGCUGCAGGUUGAAAGAGAGAAAUUCCCACCAUCAUACCUUUUACUUGACAGUAAUCACAUUUCAGAGCCAGCAUCCCUGUUGAAGAUCUUCCAACACCAUUUCCACCGACUCCUAUCCACAGCACACUCCUUUUACACACAGCAAGCCCGCACGUCGUCCCCAGCUGAAGCAUGGAACACAUCUCUCACACGGCUUCUGCCCGCUGCACACGCGUACAUAGAGUACCUUGUGCUGGAGUCCAUGCAGCGCCGUGUGGCUGCCAUCGGGAGAACGCAGCCGAGCCUAUUCCCCGUUCUCUCACGCCUCACGGAGCUAUUCGCUCUGACAACCAUCACCAACCCAGGCCCAUCAUUCACCUCUAUCCCGUUCGCCGAAGACCGACUUUUGACUACCGACCACUUCCUGCAGAUGCGUGCGCGCAUCGACGAACUUCUGGGGGCACUGCUGCCUGAUAACACCGCUCUGACCGAUGCCUGGGACUUCACAGAUGCGAGUCUUUGUAGCGCGCUCGGAUGUCGUGAUGGGAAUGUGUAUGAAAGGUUGAUGAGCUGGACCAAACAAUUACCGGUGAACCAGCAGGAUCUGGCGAGGCAGGCAUGGACGAUUGACGGCGGGAUCGGGGAGUUCCUUCGAGGAGAUAUGAAACCGGCAGCCAAAGCUAGACUGUAA
Messenger RNA from Aspergillus aculeatinus CBS 121060, 2103 nucleotides. RefSeq names its product acyl-CoA oxidase. Bases 1 to 2103 code for a protein of 700 amino acids. Gene Ontology annotation, biological process: fatty acid beta-oxidation using acyl-CoA oxidase; lipid homeostasis. The record is from RefSeq and is a predicted model, not a curated record. Gene Ontology annotation, cellular component: peroxisome. Gene Ontology annotation, molecular function: fatty acid binding; acyl-CoA oxidase activity; FAD binding. The transcript has 2 exons. NCBI's taxonomy places the organism in Eukaryota, Fungi, Ascomycota, Eurotiomycetes, Eurotiales, Aspergillaceae.